Sphaerulina musiva SO2202 is the source of this 1575-nucleotide messenger RNA. RefSeq names its product thiamin biosynthesis protein (Thi-4). The coding region runs from base 1 to 1575 and encodes 524 amino acids. The record is from RefSeq and is a predicted model, not a curated record. Lineage: Eukaryota; Fungi; Ascomycota; Dothideomycetes; Mycosphaerellales; Mycosphaerellaceae. Gene Ontology annotation, molecular function: phosphomethylpyrimidine kinase activity; hydroxymethylpyrimidine kinase activity. Gene Ontology annotation, cellular component: cytosol. The transcript has 6 exons. Gene Ontology annotation, biological process: thiamine biosynthetic process.
AUGCGGCGCGUGCUAGUCGUCGCAGGCUCGGACAGCUCUGGCGGAGCUGGGCUAGAAGCCGACCAGAAGGUGAUCGCUGCACAUGGCUGCUAUGCCAUGACCGCAACAACGGCGUUGACAGCACAGAAUACGCAAGGUGUAUAUGGCAUCCAUGAGACGCCUCCCAGCUUCGUGCAGCAACAGAUCGAUGCAUGCCUUGAUGACAUUGGAGUCGAUGUUCUCAAGACAGGAAUGCUUGCUUCGGCCCAGACGGUCGCAGUGGUCGCCAAUGCAAUCCAACAACACAACAUACCCAUCACUGUAGUGGAUCCUGUCAUGGUCUCGACAAGUGGUGCUCAGCUCCUCCCCGAAAAGGCUGUCACGAAUAUGAUCACAGAACUGCUCCCAUUAACCACAGUCCUCACACCCAACAUUCCCGAAGCAACCCUCAUUCUCCGCAAAGCCGGUAAAGAGCCCUUCCCCAUCGACAACCUCGAAGGUCUCAAACGCCUCGCCGCAGAAGUCCAUACUCUCGGUCCCAAAUACGUCCUCCUCAAAGGUGGUCACUUCCCUCUCACAUAUGCCUACCAGACCGCAAACUCCGAACUCGACAAGAAGCUCGUCUGCAACAUCCUCUGUGGCGGAACCGAUAAAGUCAUGGACAUCAUCGAAUUCCCCUACCAAAAAACAAAACAUACGCAUGGAACGGGCUGUUCUCUCGCUUCUGCUCUGGCAUGCAAUCUCGCCCAAGGCCUCGAAAUGACUCCCGCCGUUGUCGCCGCUUGUCGAUAUAUCGACGCAGGAAUCAAAACCGCUUUCAAACUGGGCAACGCGAGUGGGUCGGGUCCCAUCAAUCAUUUCCAUUCGGUUCAAAUUUUGCCUUUUCCCCCUGGCGGGUUUGUGGAUUACCUGCUCGGAAGAAGUGAUGUCGUUGCGUGCUGGUACAAGUUCACCCAUCACGAAUUCGUCGAAAGACUGGGCGAGGGGACAUUGGAAGUGGAGCGAUUUCGACAUUAUAUGAUUCAAGAUUAUCUGUACUUGGUCCAUUUUGCGAGGGCCAAUGCCCUUGCCGCGUACAAGGCGAAAAAUAUGGAGGAGAUUGCGGCGAGUGCGGAGAUGGUGGGACAUAUUUCACAGGAAAUGCGCUUGCAUGUGCGAGAGUGUGAGGAAGGGUUUGGCUUGAAGGAGGAGGAUUUGAGAAAGAAGCAGGAAAGUUUGGCGUGCACGGCGUACACCAGGUUUGUGUUGGAUAUUGGCGCGAGUGAGGAUCUCUUGGCCCUGCAGAUUGCGCUCUUGCCGUGUUUGUUGGGGUAUGCCGAGAUUGCGAGGAGAUUGUUGAAGAAGCAGCAGCAGCAGCAACAGCAACAGCAGCCACCGCAACAACAAGCCCAACGGCAACAACAGCAACAGAAUGGAAAGUCGAAGAAAGGCCAUGGUUCCAAUCGUUAUCAGAGCUGGAUUGACAACUACGUUUCCGACGAUUACACUCGAGCUGUCAAGACUGGAUGUGAUCUCGUCGAAAAACACGCCCAUAAGCAGAGUCCCCAACGCAUCGAAGAAUUAACCAAGAUUUUCAUUCACGCCACAAGGGUAUAG